This is a messenger RNA of Maudiozyma saulgeensis, 1458 nucleotides long. The record is from the annotation of a GenBank genome assembly. Lineage: Eukaryota; Fungi; Ascomycota; Saccharomycetes; Saccharomycetales; Saccharomycetaceae.
AUGAAUGCAUUCACCUUAGAACUUUCCUGUGGGUUAAGGAAUAUUAACGAUGUUCAAUCAACCAUUCAGAGAAUUCAAUGGGAGAAAUUGUUAGAAAAUGCUACACAAUUCGGUGGUCCACAGCAUGUAUAUCCCUUAAGAAAUUCAUUCCAAAGAACAAGCUGUAUCGAAAUUAAUUCGUUUAGUAAUGGUAGAUAUUAUUUGGUUGGAACAGAUAAUGGAUCUGUAGCAUUAUGGCAAUUUGAUGCUGCUAUUGUUAAUGAAACAGAAAAUAGUAAUGGAUCCACACAAAGACGAUUAAUCAAUAGAAGGGUAAAAGUAUGUAAAGGUAAGACACCAACGAAUGCGAAUCGUAGUAACAUCACGACGAUUACCAGAAAUCAACCAUCGAACUAUACCAACAAUAUCAAUAACGAUAAUUCAAGAUUGGUUCACAGUUUUGAGACUAAAUAUAAUAAAUUUAGAUUAUAUCGUGGAAAUGGAGGUGUUUCUUCAAUGGGAUCGGCCAGUUCUAAACAAGUUGGUAAUAAUAUAAACCAAUCAUCACCAUCACAAAGCCUACAACAUCAUCAAUAUGGUAUUACCUGUAUGAAAUGGUAUGGGAAUGAUGAUGGAAUGUUUUUCACUGCUAGUCAUGAUAAAACGAUUAAGAUAUGGGAUACAAAUACAUUUUCCGCGGUUCAAGAUAUUGAAUUUAAUUAUGAAGUACAUUAUUUGGAUAGUAUUCCGAGUGAAAGGAAUUGUAUAUUUGUGGCAUCAGAUGAUUAUUAUCCUAGAAUGAUAGAUUUAAGAAGUAUGAAUCUUGGUGUAACAAUAUUUGGUAAGAGUAGUAAAAAUAGUAAAAUAACAACAAUGAAAUCAGAAAUAUUAGCAUGUAAGUGUAAUCCAAUUAAGGAUCAUAUUGUGGCAUCAAGUGAUAAUGAUGGAAGAAUAAAACUUUGGGAUCUACGUAUGAGGAAUCAACUAUUGAUGGAACUGCAACAUCACGAUAGUAGAUUUAAUAAUAAGGCACACGUUAAACCAUGUAAUGAUCUAACUUGGACUGAAGAUGGUAAAUAUUUAAUAUCUAUUGGAUUAGAUGGUAAGAUUUUAAAAUGGGAACCAUUUAAUACAUCAUUACUUGAAAUGGUAACGCAGAUUGGCGAUACAGACGUCUCUAGAAAUAAAUAUACGAAACGGACAUCUCAAAGAUUAUUAUCACGUUACAAGUAUUUGAUUGUCAAUACGGAUUAUUCAGAGUUACAAAUUUUUGAUACGGAACAAAAUAAAUUUUGGAAUAAGAUAGAUUAUCCAACGGAUUUAUUAAAUGAAGGUGAUGGAAAUGAAGGUAUGUUUUGUGGUAUGUCAGCUCAAACUGAUCUAUCAAAUUCAACGGGACUUAGAUUAUUAGUUGGUGCAAAUAGUAUACAUAGUACGAAGAGUGAUUUACGAAACAAUAUUUUAGAGUUUACAUGUUAA